Messenger RNA from Owenia fusiformis, 435 nucleotides. The record is from the annotation of a GenBank genome assembly. Lineage: Eukaryota; Metazoa; Annelida; Polychaeta; Sabellida; Oweniidae.
CUGUAAAUGGUAAUACAGACGGGUCUUGGACCGGGGGAUCGUGUUCGCAUACAUAUAAAGAUCCAAACGAGCAGCCAUGGUGGAUCAUUGAUUUGGGAAUGUCAUAUAACAUUCUCAAGAUAGUCAUAUGGAAUCGAUCUAGUGUCGGUAGUCGACUCCACGACUUCGCUGUUGAACUUAGUUGCGAAUUUGACGGAGUAAACGCUGAUAGUCCAUCCUGGUCGAGAAAAUAUUUGCAAAAUGGAACACUGGAAAACAACCCGACAGCGAUUGCAUUCCCGGAAUCCUCUGUUGGAAGAUUCAUCAAGAUACAAAAUGCGUUAGAUAAUGAGUCUAGUCAUCCAUCCGCGGACACUUUGUCCCUGUGUGAAUUCGAAGUAUAUGCCGAGUAUGCUGACUGUGAAUGUGAAUUUGGCUUUAAUCCCUAAUACACGU